AUGGAGUCCAUCAAUAGAGUCGACUACAAAGUCGCCGAUAUCCCAACGCGUGCCGUGGUUCUGUUUCCCGAAAGAGCGCAGGUAUUUCGAGACAUCAAAGACAUUGCACUCAAACCCGGCAUCAAUGAGGUCACAAUAAGCGGCCUCAGCCCUACUCUGGACGAGGAGUCGAUCAAGGUCGAGAGCGCAGGCUCCGCCGUCAUUACCGACAUUUCCGUUGAGGCCCUGCCUAACCCAGACAAUUUCAAAGACGUUGAACCCGACGAAGACUCCUCUUCCUCCAGUGACGAAAGCGACGACAACGAGGACCAUGACUCCGAGGAUCUCUGCGCCGUCCAACUUCGCGUCAGGGAGCUCCGGGACGAGAUGUGGCUCAUCGAAGAUGCCAUAGACAGCGUGAAUAACCGUCAGCGGAUCAUGCUCGUCCGUAGCAACGCGGCGGACACGAUGGAGCAGGACAAAGGCGUGCGGCUCGCCGAGCUUCUGGCCGCGUACAAGAAUGAGAGGGCCGCGCUGAGCCGGGAGAGGCUGGAGGCGGCCAAGCUGCAGCGGGAGGUGCAAAAAAAGCUGGAUGCGGCACUGGCACAUGCCCGAGCUCUGCGAGGGACGGCGCUGCGGGAGUCGAGAGAAAGACGCAAGGCGAAGCGCAGGCAGCGCGAGAAGGAGCAGAGACGCCGUGCGGACCUCCGCGAGGAAUGGAAGCGUGUCCGACGAGAGCGCGCCAAGUUCUGGCCCCGGUAUUGCUACUCGAUCCGAGUCAUCCUUGACGUCAACACAAUGACGCCGAUAUCGUCGCGGCGCGCCUCUAUUGCCAGCGAAACUGCCGUCCGAGCCGUCACCGCCACCGUCGCCGACGACGAGAAGCCCACGGCGGCGGCACAGCUUGACAACCACAUCUCCUGCAGCCUCUGCGUCUCCUACGUGACGUCGGCUGCGGGCUGGACACCCUCGUACGACCUGCAACUAUCCACGACGGGCACCGCCGCCGCCACGCUCUGUUUCGACGCCAAGAUCUCCAAUCAGACGUCGGAGACGUGGCGCGGCUGCGCCGUGUCGCUGUCGACGGCCGACGCCGCGCUUGCGGGCGUCGACGCCGACCUGCCGGAGCUGAUGCCGUGGCGCAUCCGCCUCGUCGGCAAGAGCCGCCGGAGCGAAGGCGACGGCGACGAGCACAUUGCGCGGAGCCGCCACGAAGCGCACGAGCACAGGGCGUUUGCGCUUCAGCAGAAACAACGCGGAGGCGAGGCGAAGCCGCGGGUGGAAAUGUUUGGGGUGGAUGGAUGUGAUGAGAUAGGGCCGGGGUGCGGCGUGUCGCAGCCAGAUGCGGAAGCAGCGUCGUCAACGUCGUCUUCCUCGGACCAUGAUGACGAUGAUGUCUCGACACCGCGACGUAAAGGCAAGAAGAAGGCGUCGACACGCCUUGAGACGACUACACCCGUGGCUGCUCCCGUGCCCCCUGCCGCCGUCGCGGGCUUUGGCGCAGAUCUCGCACCCGAAGCCAUCGACUUUGACGACUCCCUUGUCGAAGAGUCGGGCAUGACCACCGUCUACGACCUUCCCGGGCUGCAGACUCUCGCCCCUCGCACACCCACCUCCAAGCAGCGCGUCGCGCGCAUUGCCUUUGCCCACGUUACCCUGAGCCACCAUGUCGUCGCCAAGCUGCGCCCGGUCGCCUACCUUCAGGCUCGGCUCAAAAAUAGCAGCCGCCUCACCCUACUCCGCGCCCCGGCGGGUCUCACCCUCGACGGCGCCUUCCUCGGGCGUGCGCAGCUACCGCGGUGCUCCGCCGGCGACGUCCUCACGCUCAACCUCGGCGUCGAUCCCGCCAUCAAAGUUGCGUACCCAAAACCCGAAGUCCGACGCGCGACCACGGGACUCUUUUCGAAAGAGAGCAGCUCGGUGUUUGCGCGGGCGGUUGUGCUGCAUAAUACGAGGACGACGGCGGCACCGGGACCGGGAUCGGGAGGAAGCAACAGGACGACGGCGCGGGUGCAGGUGAGGGACCAGGUGCCGGUCAGCGAGGACGAGAGGCUCAGGGUGGACGUGGUGACGCCGCGCGGGCUGGUGGAGGAGGGGCCGGCCGUGGUGGCGGGCGCGCCGGGGAGGGAGGAGGACGGCAGGGACAGGGACUGGGGCAAGGCGACGGCGCAGCUGAGAAAGGGGGGCGAGGUGUGCUGGGACGUGAGAUUGAACGCGGGGAAGAUGGUGAAGCUGUGGCUCGAGUAUGCAGUGUCGGCGCCGACGGGAGACGUCGCUGUCGAGUGUUGA
Beauveria bassiana ARSEF 2860 is the source of this 2268-nucleotide messenger RNA. Its product is annotated as mucoidy inhibitor A. NCBI's taxonomy places the organism in Eukaryota, Fungi, Ascomycota, Sordariomycetes, Hypocreales, Cordycipitaceae. The transcript is spliced from 2 exons. The record is from RefSeq and is a predicted model, not a curated record. The coding region runs from base 1 to 2268 and encodes 755 amino acids.